AGUUUCGACACUAUUCUGCAGUAAAGAUAAUUUCGACUGCCUAUCUUUGAUCCUGAUAACAAGAAAUCGAUUGCCGCUUAGAAUUAUUGAUAACAGCUUACGCAAUUUUGUUGUUAAGCCGAGUUGCACGUCAAAGGUUUAUAUUUAAAAAAAAAAUAUGUUGCGCAUAUUUUCCUUCCAAUAACAGUGACAUUGUUUUGAUUCCUUGGAGAUUAUGAAAGAUAUUUUUUGAAAAAUAUUUCUGAAAUACUUUUUUGUAUUGAAUUUGCAGUUGUUAUGUUAUUGUACCUUGUUCGAUGCAACAAUGUACUGUACUUGAGGCUAUCGAAUAUCUACUUAUAAAACUUUAAUUGUUUCAUAAGACAAUUAUUUUAAAUUGUUGUAAAAGUAUGCAUUCAACUGAUGAGCCUAGGUGGAGAUACAUAUAUUUCACUUUAGAUAAUUAAACAAAUCGUUCUCUAAAUACUUUCAGUUAUUUGAAGAUUAUAUAACUUGAUUCAGAGGAUAGGCAUAUGAAGCUAUUUUAAAAUCAUUUCUACAUCCUGUGAUCGACUUAGAGUUAAUAUUAAACAUUUAUUGUCCUCCACUGUUGUUCAUCAGUCUGGAUUUUGCAUGUUCAAGUAAAAUCAGUGAAGCAUACGGGGUUAAUAGUGCCUGAAAGUACUAAGAAUAGAACAUCGGUCCAAAAUAUUCUGAUAUUAAUACAGUGGCCUUUAUUCCUUGUAUUUUUCUCAGAAUAAAGAAAGCGUUUGUACACAACGAUCCCAAAGAACAGAACCGACAUAUACAUGUGAAUUUCUAAAUUUACUGACCUCUGAACAGAAGGUGAUAGCAUGUUAAGCGAGCAAUAAAACAGAACACUGUAAAUGUGCUGGUAAAAUGUUUAUCAUCCUUUGUUCACGUGUGCAUGGUAUUUUAAAAUAAAUCAGUUGACCUUGAUAUGUAAUUAAUAAUGAAAAUGUUUAAGGAAAAGUCAUUAAGAAACAAAUAACAUUGGAUUUAAUAUAAAUAAAAAUUCACAGAUUAUUAUUUACAAGUAAGUUUAUAAUAUAAUACGUUGUUACAGACUAAGUGCUCACAGUAGUUCAAGGACGUAGGUUCCUAAUAGAUUUUUAGUUCCACGAAUUUAAACUGCAAUGCUAAAAUCGUAGUUGCGUUACGAGAGUUUAAUUUUAAUUAUCUUAUUUGCCUGCAGUAACGUCCAAUUAACUCGUUGCAAGAUUCGGUGCAACUAUCGACAGAAUAAUAACGUGAAACACGCGAUUAAGUUUGAUAUAUAUUUAACAUAAUGUAAGAGAAGAAAAAGAAAUUUACAUUCGUAUUUACCUUUCGAUCCGCAUUUGUUAACUAUCGGUAAGAUAGUCAAUACUGUAUCGAUGCAAUCGAUAUUCGAUUUAUCGACGAUCGAUAUUUAUCGUCCGAUUCAGACUCACUGUCGAGUGUACUUACAUAAAUUACCCAAUAAUUUAUAUUAUAUUAUAUUUUCUCAAGUAUUAACCAUUUAUACAUUCAUUUAUGAAUAUUUAUAGCGAUAAAUGUUUAUUACUUGUUUGAAUAAUACGAAUCUUAAAGAUACCUACAUAUCAUGAUUUAUAAAUGUUGUUCAAAGGCUCAUGUCUCCGACAUGAUACUUCGAACUCUUUUAAACACAUAUUACCCAACUACGUUCUUUCCUUAUCCUUACAAUGCGAGAAGCAACAUUAUCUAAAUACGGGUAGGGGAACGUGAUAUUUACGAUUCACAACCAGAGUUGCCACCUUAUUGCAAAAUAAAAUUUAAACAUGGAAAAAGAACGAGAAGAUAAUAUUUCAGCUAGUCGUUUAUUUCAUACAGUAUUCUUAUUUGUUAUUCAAAUAAAAAGUAUUCCAACGAGAUGGUUAACUCGAUUUUAGCCGAUUCGUGAAAUAGGAUUAUCUGUUAUUACGCAACAGAACGGGGCACCGAGUACGGCUGAUCCGUCACUGGGCGGAUCUCGGUGUUUUCCAAAUCAGCUGUUAGUCGCCGGUGAAGGGUGACUCGUCGUUGACCGUAGUGGGGGGGCCUCAGUCGGCUUCGAGACUUGGGCCGGUGCGCAUUGUGUCUCGUUGUUGCGCACCUUGUCCCGCUGUACGUAUUUACCUACGUAUACCGUAGUAAGCUCGUGCGCGCAUAUGUUUCUCUGGCUUUCGUUACGCGCACGUCAAACACCGUUUCUCCGUGCUUCUGGCCGUGUGUGACGUGUGUUGCCCAAGUGAAAGUGAAACAAGCGAGGGCACUUUUUUUUUUUUGGAAAGUAUAAUUCUACGAGACACCUUCAUUUCAUCUCGAUAAGUCGAGAAUCGUGAAUCGCACGAUACAUUGUGACGGAGUUCCGUGCGCAGUAAUUCUUUUUUUCGCUCCUCUCCUCUCGCGUGGUCGUCGUGCAACGGACUUACGGCAGACAGUUGCCACUCGCCGUGCGAAACCAUAUGCUCGUGGCCGCAUACGGAUACACUUAGUUGGAAACUUCCAUGUAUCGAUGAAAGGGGAACUCCGUGGUGUCCCGUCGAAGCUUAGCAAGUAUUUAAAAAUAAAUACCAACGCGAAGUCCUGUUCGACGAACUGGAGGAACACGUGGCACCGUGGUGUGUGGAAUUCAAGUGCGUUCUCCAGCCUGAUUCUUCCUGAAGAGAGCAGAUAUUAGCGAAGGUGGCCAAGGCCGAGGCUUUGCUCUCCGUACAAGGAUCGCCAUAGCUGCGGCAAGAAAAUCGCAUUCCACUACCAGGCUUCUUCUUCUUCUUCCUGUGAAAAGAGAGCGAGAAGAAGGAGCGUGUCGAAGAGUACCCAGGAUGCGGGGAUCGUUCGAUUGACGAAUACAUCCUCGUCAUCGUGUUUCUAUCCCGCGGUUAUGCAGUGACGUUGCGAAGCCCGUGGAGAAUCACGAAAUGCCGAAGAGCCGGGACUCGUCGAGCACCAUGAAGAAUCCGGAACACGAGAGCGGAUAUUUCGAGGAUGGUAGCGACGUGGAGACGGUCGCCGAGGAGACGACGGUAGCCGAAGAAAGGAAGUAUGGAUCGAGUUGUUACGGGCUUGCCAGGGGUAUCCAUCAGCUCGACGUCGGGGACACCAGUGACCCGGUUCCCGAUCACUACGAGGACAGAUUGAACAGAGUGAACCUGGCCGACAGCGGAGGACAGAGGGUAGACAUGACGCACUUCGAUUUGCUGAAGGUCCUUGGAACUGGAGCUUACGGUAAGGUGUUCCUGGUGCGAAAGAGGACGGGCACCGAUGCUGGACGUCUUUACGCCAUGAAAGUAUUGAAGAAAGCGUCGAUCGUGCAGAAGAAGAAGACGACCGAGCACACGAAAACGGAGAGACAAGUUCUGGAGGCCGUUCGAGACAGUCCUUUUUUAGUUACCUUGCAUUACGCCUUUCAGACGGACGCCAAGCUCCAUCUGAUUUUAGAUUAUGUCAGUGGUGGUGAGCUGUUUACGCAUCUAUAUCAGCGGGAACACUUCACCGAGGACGAAGUGCGGAUUUAUAUCGGGGAAGUUAUUUUAGCGUUAGAACAUUUGCACAAACUGGGCAUCAUCUACAGGGAUAUUAAAUUAGAAAAUAUUCUGCUGGACAAAGAGGGUCAUAUCGUGUUAACUGAUUUCGGUUUAAGUAAAGAGUUUCUGCCGCACGAAAGGGACAGCAACGCCCGUGCUUACUCCUUUUGCGGAACUAUCGAGUACAUGGCACCGGAAGUGGUACGAGGGGGCUCAGCGGGACACGAUAUUGCAGUGGACUGGUGGAGCGUGGGCGUUCUUACGUACGAGCUGCUAACCGGCGCGUCUCCAUUUACGGUGGAGGGUGAGAAGAACACGCAACAGGAUAUCUCACGAAGAAUCCUCAAAACAGAUCCUCCGAUCCCCAGUCACCUCAGCCCAACCGUACGAGACUUUAUCCUCCGUCUUCUGGUGAAGGAUCCUCGACAGCGGUUGGGUGGCGGGCCGAGCGACGCCAAAGAGCUGAAGGAACAUCCGUUCUUCAGAAGAGCACCGCCACCCUUCUGUUGGGAGUCCCUGGAGAGACGAGAGAUACCACCGCCGUUCGUCCCUCGAAUCACCCACGAGCUGGACACCAGUAAUUUCUCAGACGAGUUCACCAAAAUGAUCGCCGCCGAUAGUCCGGCGGUAGUUCCUCCGAACUACGACAAGAUCUUCCGGGGCUACUCGUACGUAGCGCCUUCUGUACUGUUCGGGGACAACGUGGUCAGCAAAGACAUCUUCAAGGAGGCGACUAAAGCUAGUACAGAAUCUCAGCGACCAUCGGCAUCGGACGUAUUAGCGGCCAGGUUCGAGGAAUCGACCUUCUUCCAGGCCUACGAGCUGGAUCCGCGCGAGGAGGCUCUGGGUGACGGUAGUUUCUCCGUCUGUCGCAAGUGCAGGCACAGGAAGACGCUACAGGAGUUCGCUGUGAAGAUAGUCAGUCGUAGAAUCGACUGCGGAAGGGAGGCGAACCUGCUGCGCACCUGUCAAGGACACCCGAACGUGGUCAAGCUGAUCGAGGUACAUCAGGACAGGGCGCACACGUACCUAGUGAUGGAAUUACUAUCGGGGGGAGAGUUAUUGAAGAGGCCGAGGCCGUUCAGCGAGCAGCAUGCCAGCAGGAUAAUGAGGCAGUUGGCCUCCGCGGUACGUUUCAUGCACUCCAGAGGCGUGGUCCACAGAGACUUGAAGCCGGAGAACAUAGUCUUCGCUCACGAGGGGGAGGAUUCCUCGGUGAAGAUCGUGGACUUCGGCUUCGCCAGGAUAAAACGCGGCUGCGAGCCUCUGCACACGCCUUGUUUCACUCUUCCAUACGCGGCCCCCGAGGUGGUAGCCAGGCAAGGGUACGACCAGAGCUGCGACCUCUGGAGUCUAGGCGCAAUUCUUUACUCCAUGCUGUCGGGGAAGCCUCCGUUCAGGACAGGCUCCCCGGACCUGGCUACCAGAAUCAGGGCGGGGGAGAUCGAUUUCGACGGCGAGUCCUGGAACCAUGUGUCCAGCCUCGCCAAGCAAGUCGCCAAGGGUCUGUUGACCGUCGACCCGAGUAAAAGACUGACAGCCAGCGGUCUGGCGAACCAUCCUUGGCUGAACGAGACCAGUUCCUUCGACGUGACCACCACCGGCUCCUACGAUGUUCACGCAGCGCACGAACACGCGAAUCCCAGCUUCCUGGAGAAGCCGGAGGGCUUCCGACUGCGCGAGGUGGACGGAGCCAGGCUCGCGCAGAGGAGAAAGCUUCAUAAACGUUCCACCUCCAGCUCCGUUUCCUCUUCCGCCUCCACCACCUCCUCGAGCCCCUCUGUACAAUUGUUAAGACCACCCAGCGCGGCUACCAAUCUCGCUACCUCCGCUUCUCCGGCUCAACCGAGCGCCUUCGACUUCGGCGAGGACAAAGUGAACGAGUACCUCAGCUCCCUGUCGUCCUCAUCGGACUCGAACUCGCCCAGAAUCAUGCAGGAGACACCCAAAAAGCGACGCAAGCGCGACGACGACCACUCGGACCAAGAUAUCUACUCGAAGCGGUACAAGAGGAUCCAUCUGGACAGUGAACUUUAUAAAAACAGGACUGGCCCGGUGACUAGGUCCAGGAAACGAAAACUCGAAGAACAGACCGUGAACGGUGGCGGUGAUCCUCUGACGGCCGAGUUGCACGAAUCUUCUCACGCGGACCUCAGAGAGAUCCAUCGGAAACAGAAGGCUGGGAAACGGCCCAAACGUUUGGCCACCAUCAUCGUAGAGUAGAUCGUCGGUCGUUCGUGUUCGAUUCGGCGGGACGAUUAAACUCGCGUCUCCUUCGUGUUGUGUCUCCUAUACGUAUGCAUUUCACGCGAUGUUGUAAUGUAAUGUAACGUUUGGCUGCCUUCGACGCUCGAUGCGACUCGAGCGAGCAUUGCGUCAUUCCUAUUUCCGGAACCUGCGGACGGGGACUUCCGCGUCUUGAAUUUCGUACGGGCUCGUCGGAGCCUUCCUCUUUACAAUACCUUUUCGGUGAAACUUUGCCUUCUAGUUUAUCUGAUUAUUUGAAAUGAUCAAAUCUAAAGUAGCCAGUAUUCUUUUUUAAGAUGUUAUUCUUGUUAUAAGUACAUGUAUAGUUUUAUUCAUUUAAUUGAUGUUUAAAUUUUCAAACUUUUGUUCUCUGUAGGGUAGGAUUAAUGGUAAUUUAACUGGAGAAGUUUAAAGGAUCUUGCUGCGUAUUUUCUACUAAAUUAUAUUUUUAUUCAAAGCAACGUUCUGAAUUUUGUUCAUUGGUUUUGGGGUCUCUGUUUAGUUCAAUUUUUCUUACUUCUCUGAUACUUGCAUCCUUUUGAAUACAGUUUGCUUUUAAACAUACGUAGAAUAUAAUACCAACAGUAUUAAAAGAUAUAGGGGAAGAUUGCAGAAUAAUUUGCUUGUUUAAAGAGCUAUUACUUUACUCAGCAGUUAUUGAAAGGUUCAGUGAAAGUACCAAGUGCUUCUCUUUCAACAUUUUUCAAAAUUUGUAUGAUUAAAGGCAAAAGAACGAUUUUUAGGUUUGUUCAGAAGCUUCUGCGGGCCCGUAUCAGAUUCAAAAUAGGGUCCCCGAGCGACACUGUUCCUUAUCGCAAUCUUUAAAUUAUUGUAGAUACUAAAUUUAAUUUUAUGCCAUGUUUAGGAUUACGUUUUAUCGAUCAGAGCUGUGGAAAAUAGUAUUUUAUAUAUAGAAACAAGCGUUUUCUUUGUCAAACGAAUUAAUCGCUUCAUCCUUUAGUCAUUUAUCUGUGUACUAUCUUAAGUUGAAUUACCUCUGUAGAUCUUAAGUUUAUCUUCGUUCAAAAUGAAAUUUGUAUAUUGGACCAAUCUUAACAUUUUGACUGCGAUAGAAAUUGAUUUUUCUUUAUUUAAAAAAACGAAUACAGAAAGAAGAUUCUAAAUAAUAUUAGAACUGUACUAAGUCAACGUAUAUGAACAAUUCAUAAUGAGAUAUACUCUAUUACAUUUAAGAUAAUUUUUCAAUUAUUCUAUUGAAAGCAACAAAGUUAUUUAUUCAAGGUAUCUCUCAAAGGGUUGCUCAAAAGUGUGCGCAAUUUAGUUAAUUAAAAUCUUCUUAAAAGAUUAAAGAAUAUGAAAUAUUGCUCUUACGUCUCCCUGUAGGACCUCCCUAUCUAAGAACCAGUUAUUUCAUAAAAUACUUCAUUAGCAUAUAAAAUUGACUCUUUGCUGUAGAAAUAAAGAGAUUCGAUUAAGGUAUAUAGCGGCAUAUAAAAAGUAAAUUACAAUGCAAAGGGUUGAUUAAUGAAAAAUUUCUUUUUCUCCUCGUUGUUUAUUAUUUUAUCAUGAAUACUAUGUUCGCCCAGCUCGUUCGAUAUUAUGUAUGUACAUAUGUGUAUGUAUUCCCGUUGUUAACACAUUGCGUACUCGUUUUCGCAUUUUCUUACAAUUACGUGUGAAAAAUUAUAGCUAAAGGGUGAUUAUAUCCCUUAAUUCAUCGAUUAUCGUGUGCUAUUUUGUUCAACCCUCGGCCGGCGGACCAUGGAGAGAGCCUCCCAAGACGGCGGACCACGGAGAGCGCCUCAACUUUAACGUAAUAUUUUUCAUUUUGUAGAUUUUUUACCGCUUCUUUUGAAAUGACAAAAUUAUAAUUAAUAACCUUUUGUACGUUCGGGUCUCGAUUGACCCAGACUCCGCUGUUCAAUGAUUAAUCAUAAAUGAUGUAGCACACGAUUAAAAUACUAUUCGAAAAGAAUCUCCCGAUGAAAAUGUAAAAUAUACGAAGGAAAUGAAUAGCUCGUUGUACGCGGUGUGUUAAUUCGUGAAGAUUUCGAUCAUUCGCAACCAUCGAGGCGACAAAUGGUGGCCCGAUUUGUACAGAAACACGAUUCUUCCUCGUGUCGAUACGAAAGAUCGAACCUGAUCAACGACUCCUUAUUGAUUUUUCCGUUCACUGUUGUCUGUGAUGAAACCUUGUGUAAAAAGAAAAAUUAGUGGCGGGUUAACGAUUGCCUCGAAUCACUUUGCGAAUUUCGAGAAAUUAGUAUAUUUUAUUUCAUAAAUAUAUAGUUACUUUUUGCAAGGAACAUUAUUUAUAUUUUCCUCACUCAGAGAUAUUGCAAGACUCUUCGUAGCAUCAAUAUAAUUCAUAUUUCCAAGUAAUAAUUAAAGACUAUCAAAUUAUUUAUUUUGUUAAGUUUCUCGAAGUGAUUCGAAAUUGCACAAUAAUUAUAGAAAAUCACCAUUAAAAAAAAUAAAACGUCGAAAUGCUCGAUCGUUUUCUUCCAGACGUUUAUCGAACGAACGCCUGAACAGCCUUCUGAACCCUGUGUCCCUUGAUCUUUCCUGAAGAAACACAGAGCAAAAAAAAAAAAAUAAAAAAAAAAAACAGGAAAGCACGGAACUCGAUUCGUGACAAUUUACAUAGAAAAAUGUGCCUCAGACGAAAGACAAUUGAGCUAUUAGGUGUGCGUGUACGUUUCUGAGCGAUCGAGAACGGCGAAGAGAACUUAUUUAUUUAACUAAUGAUUGUAAAAGAUAAAAAAAGAUGAUACGAAUGUAUGCGUGAGAGAUAGAUAGAUCGCGUGUAUUUCGUGCGAUGGAAACGAUACACGCUCGGAUGAUUGAUUAUAUUACAUACAGAUUCUAUUCGAAAGGUAUGUUCUGUUCACCGAGCAUAUAUCGAAUACACGCUAUUCUUAUACAUUGAUUUUUAGUCCUGAAUCUUUAUAAAUAUAUAUAUGAGAAAAAAGAAAAUGUUAUAUAUAAGGAGAAAAAAAUUAUAUAUACACACACUUAUACACGGCGGACACAAAAAACCAUGUACGUGUACAGCAUUGCCUCUCUGAACGGAGAUAUAGGAUCUUAUGUACAGUUGCGCGCAUAGAUGACUCCCUUCGGUUAAGCGAGAGUGUACCCUACCACUCUUCAAGCCCGGUUUACAUUGGUAGAGUGAAUGAAGUUAGAAAAUUUGGCAAGUGGUCGAGCAUUGGUAUAAUGGAAAAAUAUAUUUAUACAUCUGCAAUCAAAUUACGCUUCCCCAAGGAAAAUAGGGAUCCCCCCUGUAGGUUUCCCCCGACUGCCACUCUAAUCUCUUGGUAACCACGGGGAGAACGACAUUACAGGGAAGAGUAAACGUUCACGCGGAAAAAUUUGAAUUUAAAAUAUAACGAAUCGGUGUAAAGAAAGGGUAACUGAGAAAAGUCAUCUAUGCCUGUAUGUGUACACGCUGCCCUUUAUUUGCUAUGUAAAUUUCAAUGAAAAUUUUAUUAACAAGCAAUGUUAUUUUCAACAAAUUUAACUUUUUCUAUUGGUAUCAAAUACUUACUGAAAUUGUUUAUAAUUUGAAUUAAGUGAAAAUAUUGCUGUUUGGAGAGACAAUUGUGUACAUUCUAUAGGGUAUUAGCAAAUAUAUGUAUACAUAGGGUUGACCGAGGUUUAUCGAGUAUUAUAUAUGUAUAUAACGUACGUGUCAUUUUUCUUGUUUCUCGAGGGGAAUUCCUUCGUUUUACGUACUGCUAUUUCGCGAACGGUGAACCGAGACUAUACAUGCGAGGUGUACAUAGAAAAGAUUUAUUAACGAGACGAACAUCGAAACGUUUCUUUUUCUUUUUGUUUUAUUGAUUUUUGUUAAAAAUUUUAAUACAAGUCCAUUCGAUUUUUAGUUGUGUUAGGAAAAUUGAAGAAAAUUAAUUAGACAAUUUUGUUGUAUAUGGCGGCGACGAGUUGACACGGGUAUCGUUAUUUUGUUUGUUAAAUUUCAGUAUGUUUAUUGAACAAUUGGUGACUCACAGAAUGUUAUUUUGACUUUAUUUUAAUAUCCUUAAAUGGUAGAUGAUUCUUCCAAAGUUAAUACACGUGCAUCUUCCAAGAAAUAAUUUAACACGUUGAUUUAUAAAAAAAAAAAAUGAAUAUUGUUUUGAGGUUAACAAAAGUCUGUGAGUCACAAUGCAUCGACCUUGUUUAUAAUUUAAACAGAACGAUGAUUGUUCGACUAUCGUAAGAAAGGUACAUUGUAAAAAUAAAGAAAAGAAGAGAGAAGGAACGAAGGGGGGACGGCGAAGACUGAAAUGGUUAUACACCGACUCAGGGAACAGAGAGACGCAACCGAGAAAAAUUCUCUUGGAAAGAAAGAAAAAAAAGUAAAAUAAAAAGCUAUUCGACUACGAGAGGAUGAGCGUUUCGUCGAAACGCGUGCUUCUACCAAAGACGACCGAAGCAAAAAUCGCUCUGUAAAGACCAAAAAAAAGCCAACAAAAACAAAUAUAUAUGUAUGUAUGGGAAAAAAAAAGAAACUGAACCCGCGUUUUGCAACGUUGUUACAUAAAGUAAGGCGCGCGUUUGAUUUUCAACAAGAAAAAAAAAGAUGAAAAAUGAUGCAAAGAAUGAAAGAAAUAUUUAAUUGAGAAAAGAACAGAUAUGUAUACAUAAAGAAUUAUAUAUUUAAUAUAAGACUAUUAUUAGAAGAUUAUAUUUCUUUAAUAAGAGGAUAUUUCUAUUUAGCGAACGUGCAAGUCAUUUAACGAGUCUUUAAUAAGUUGCAAUCAGUUUGACCCGUAAACGAGACAAAGGUGGAACUGAAAAAAAUUUUUUUUUCUAGAUGCAUAUAUAUAUAUAUAAAUAUAUAUCACUGUUACGUUAUUAAUGAAAAGGAAUAAAAAAAUGAAACAAAGUCCUUCGAAGAAUACGUAUAUUUGUACAGGGAGUCGUAAGAGUCUAAUGCAUCCUUCAAGAAAAUUCGACGAGCUCGAAUUCAUAUCAUUAAGUUUUACCUGUUGCAACGAACAUUAUAGUAUUUUUGUUGGAUUCGAACGAUGACGUACAGUUGAUGCAUCCGUUUUACGAUCCUACGAAUUGGAACGUUUCUCGACGAGUAAUUUGUUCAUUGUUUCGAUCCGAACUUUUCAUCGACAGAUUCGACGUGAAAUUGUGCGAUAGACUUUUAAGGCAUCCUAUAAUGCAUAUAUUAUAUAUAAAUAUACAUAGUUAUAUAUACGGAUUCAAGCUUGUACCAUACGAUAAAGAGUGCUGUUCUGUUGCUAUAAGUACCGUAAGAGAGACGAGAUACCUUUGUUACUACUGGUUGUUAAAUAUAUCAUAACAUAAUAUUUA
Molecule: messenger RNA, 11048 nt
Organism: Osmia lignaria (orchard mason bee)
Lineage: Eukaryota; Metazoa; Arthropoda; Insecta; Hymenoptera; Megachilidae
Product: ribosomal protein S6 kinase alpha-5
Biological process (GO): intracellular signal transduction; protein phosphorylation
Molecular function (GO): ATP binding; magnesium ion binding; protein serine/threonine kinase activity
Source: RefSeq, a predicted model, not a curated record